UGGCUGCGCGCCGCUCGGCGGAGGCGGAGGCGGGGGCCGGAGCCGGGGGCGGCGGGGACCGGGGGGAGGUGGGACGCUGACCCCGCCUCCUGCUGCUGCUGCUGCUGCUGCUGCUGCUGCUGCCGCCGGUGGGCGCCGGGCGGCGGCGGCUACAGAGCCCGGAACAUGGCGGCGGCGGCGCGCAGCUUCGGGCCGGAGCGGGAGGCCGAGCCGGCCAAGGAGGCGCGCGUCGUGGGCUCCGAGCUCGUGGACACGUACACGGUUUACAUCAUCCAGGUCACUGACGGCAGUCAUGAGUGGACAGUCAAGCAUCGCUACAGCGACUUCCACGACCUGCAUGAAAAGCUCAUUGCAGAGAAGAAUAUUGACAGAAACCUGCUUCCACCCAAAAAGAUAAUCGGGAAAAACUCAAAAAGCUUGGUGGAAAAAAGGGAGAAGGAUCUGGAAGUCUAUCUGCAAACACUUCUAGCCACCUUCCCUGGCGUGGCCCCCAGGAUACUGGCCCACUUCCUGCAUUUUCAGUUCUACGAGAUAAAUGGCAUCACUGCAGCACUGGCUGAGGAGCUCUUUGAAAAAGGAGAGCAGCUCCUGGGGGCUGGCGAGGUGUUUGCCAUCGGACCGCUGCAGCUCUACGCCGUGACUGAGCAGCUGCAGCAGGGAAAGCCCACCUGUGCCAGCGGGGAUGCCAAGACUGACCUGGGGCACAUCCUGGACUUCACCUGUCGCCUUAAGUACCUAAAGGUGUCUGGCACAGAAGGACCUUUCGGGACCAGCAACAUUCAGGAGCAGCUGCUGCCUUUCGACCUGUCCAUAUUUAAGACUCUUCACCAGGUGGAGAUAAGUCACUGUGAUGCCAAGCACAUCCGGGGACUGGUGGCGUCCAAGCCCACCUUGGCCACAAUCAGCGUCCGCUUCUCAGCAACCUCUAUGAAGGAAGUGCUCGUUCCCGAAGCCUCAGAAUUUGACGAGUGGGAGCCGGAAGGCACAGCCUUGGAAGGCCCUGUGACCGCCGUCAUCCCCACGUGGCGAGCCCUGACCACUCUGGACCUGAGCCACAACAGCAUCUCUGAGAUCGACGAGUCUGUGAAACUGAUUCCGAAGAUUGAGUUCCUGGACCUGAGUCACAAUGGCGUGCUGCUCGUGGACAACCUGCAGCACCUGUACAACCUUGUCCACCUGGACCUGUCCUACAAUAAGCUGUCCUCCCUGGAGGGCGUUCACACCAAGCUGGGGAACAUCAAGACGCUGAACCUGGCAGGCAACCUGCUGGAGAGUCUGAGUGGCUUGCACAAGCUCUAUUCCCUGGUCAACCUGGACCUUAGCAACAACAGAAUCGAGCAGAUGGAGGAGGUUGGGAGCAUAGGGAGCCUCCCGUGUCUGGAGCAUGUGGCCCUGCUCAACAACCCCCUGAGCAUCAUCCCCGACUACCGGACCAAGGUGCUGGCUCAGUUUGGGGAGCGGGCCUCUGAGGUCUGUCUGGACAACACGGCCACCACAGAGAAGGAGCUGGACACGGUGGAGGUGCUGAAAGCGAUUCAGAAAGCCAAAGAGGUCAAGUGUAAACUGAGCAACCCUGAGAAGAAGGUCAGCGAGGACUCCCGGCUCUCGGCCGCUUCCUGCGUCAGACCCAGCAACUCGCCUCCUACCGUGGCUCCCACUUCAGCCUCCCUGCCCCAGCCCAUCCUCUCCAACCAAGGAAUCAUGUUCGUGCAAGAGGAGGCCCUGGCCAGUAGCCUGUCAUCAACCGACAGUCUGAGUCCUGAGGACCGGCCCAUUGCCAGAGAAUGCUCCGAGUCCUUGGAGUCCAUCCCUGCAGAACAGGCGUCCGUCGGUGACUUACAGGACAUGCCAGGAGCUGUUGGCGGUGCCAGCCCGGAACACGCGGAGCCGGAGGUUCAGGUGGUGCCCGGGUCUGGCCAGAUCAUCUUCCUGCCCUUCACCUGCAUCGGCUACACGGCCACCAACCAGGACUUCAUCCAGCGCCUGAGCACGCUCAUCCGACAGGCCAUCGAGCGGCAGCUGCCCGCCUGGAUCGAAGCCGCCAGCCAGCGAGAGCGGGAGCAGGGCGAGGAGGAGGAGGAGGAAGAUGAGGAGGAGGAGGACGCCGCUGAGAACCGCUACUUUGAAAUGGGACCCCCAGACAUGGAGCGCGAAGGGGGGGGAGGACGAGGCCGGGCCGAGGGCGAGGACGAGGAGGAGGAGGAGGAGGAGGAGGAGGGCGAGGAGGAGCGCCUGGCUCUGGAGUGGGCCCUGGGUGCGGACGAGGACUUCCUGCUGGAGCACAUCCGCAUCCUCAAGGUGCUCUGGUGCUUCCUGAUCCACGUGCAGGGCAGCAUCCGCCAGUUCGCCGCCUGCCUCGUGCUCACAGACUUCGGCGUCGCCGUCUUCGAGAUCCCGCACCAGGAGUCCCGUGGGAGCAGCCAGCACAUCCUGUCGUCCCUGCGCUUCGUCUUCUGCUUCCCGCACGGCGACCUCACGGAGUUCGGCUUCCUCAUGCCAGAGCUGUGCCUGGUGCUCAAGGUGCGGCACGGCGAGAACACGCUCUUCAUCAUCUCGGAUGCUGCCAACCUGCACGAGUUCCACGCCGACCUGCGCUCCUGCUUCGCCCCCCAGCACGUGGCCAUGCUGUGCAGCCCCGUGCUGUAUGGCAGCCACACCACCCUGCAGGAGUUCCUGCGCCAGCUGCUCACCUUCUACAAGGUGCCAGGGGGCAGCCAGGAGCGCGGCCAGGGCUGCUUCCCCGUCUACCUGGUCUACAGCGACAAGCGCAUGGUGCGGACGGCCACCGGGGACUACUCGGGCAACAUCGAGUGGGCCAGCUGCACGCUCUGCUCGGCCGUGCGCCGCUCCUGCUGCGCGCCCUCCGAGGCCGUCAAGUCCGCCGCCAUCCCCUACUGGCUGCUGCUCACGCCCCAGCACCUCAACGUCAUCAAGGCCGACUUCAACCCCAUGCCCAGCCGCGGCACUCACGACUGCCGCAACCGCAACAGCUUCAAGCUCAGCCGUGUGCCGCUCUCCGCCGUGCUGCUGGACCCCACGCGCAGCUGCACCCAGCCUCGGGGCGCCUUCGCCGACGGCCAUGUGCUCGAGCUGCUGGUGGGCUACCGCUUCGUCACCGCCAUCUUCGUAUUGCCCCACGAGAAGUUCCACUUCCUGCGCGUCUACAACCAGCUGCGGGCCUCCCUGCGGGACCUCAAGACCGUGGUCAUCACCAAGACCCCCGCGGCCGGGGGCGGCUCCCGGGGCCCCGUUGUGGAUGGCCAACCCACCCAGGGCGGGGCCAGUGACCAGCCACCCCAGCAGGCUGCCAUGGAGGCCUCGGAAGAGGCUCCAGUGGAGGCCUCAGCGGAGGUUCCAACAGAGGCUCCAGCAGAUGCUCCAGCAGAGGCCCCAGUGGAGGCUGCAGCAGAGGCCACAACAGAGGCUCCAGUGGAGGCCCCAGCAGAGGCCUCAGAGGCGGCUGCAGGAGAGGCCCCAGCGGAGGCUGCCGCCCCAGCCCCAGCCCCAGCAGAGGUCUCAAGCCCGGCAGAAACUCCAGCUCCAGCAGAGGCCUCUGUGCCAGCUUUGGGCCCAGAGGAGACCCCAGCAGAGGCCCCAGUCCCAGAGUCGCCAGCCCAAGCUGAGGCCCCUGCCCAAUACCCAAGUGAGCACCUGAUCCAGUCCACCUCCGAGGAGAACCAGAUCCCCUCGCACCUGCCCGCCUGCCCGUCGCUCCGGCACGUCGCCAGCCUCCGGGGCCGCAGCAUCAUCGAAUUCUUCCACAGCAGCAUCGCGGAGGUGGAGAACGAGGAGCUGAGGCACCUCAUGUGGUCCUCAGUUGUGUUCUACCAGACCCCGGGGCUGGAGGUGACUGCCUGCGUGCUGCUGUCCACCAAGGCCGUGUACCUCGUGCUUCACGAUGGCCUCCGCCGCUACUUCUCAGAGCCGCUGCAGGAUUUCUGGCAUCAGAAAAAUACAGACUACAACAACAGUCCCUUCCACAUCUCCCAGUGCUUUGUUCUGAAACUCAGCGACCUACAGACGGUCAACGUUGGACUUUUUGACCAGUAUUUCCGGCUAACGGGCUCCUCCCCAGUGCAGGUGGUCACCUGCCUCACCCGGGACAGCUACCUGACACACUGCUUCCUGCAGCACCUCAUGACAGUGCUCUCCUCUCUGGAGCGCACGCCGUCACCCGAGCCUGUGGACAAGGACUUCUACUCUGAGUUUGGGAGCAAGAGCACAGGGAAGAUGGAGAACUACGAGCUGAUCCACUCGAGCCGAGUCAGGUUCACCUACCCGAGCGAGGAGGAGAUCGGAGACCUGACGUUCACUGUGGCCCAGAAUAUGGUGGCCCCGGCGGAGGUGCCCGCCCUCAGCAUCCUGCUGUACCUGCAGGCCUUCCAGGUGGGCGCGCCGCCCCCCGGGCACUCGCGAGGCACGCUGCGCCCCAAGACGCUCCUGCUCACCAGCGCUGACAUCUUCCUCCUGGAUGAGGACUUCGUUCACUACCCACUGCCCGAGUUUGCCAAAGAGCCGCCACAGAGAGACCAGUACAAGCUGGACGACGGCCGCCGAGUCCGGGACCUGGACCGGGUGCUCAUGGGCUACCAGACCUACCCGCAGGCCCUCACCCUGGUGUUUGACGAUGUGCAGGGCCAUGACCUCAUGGGCAGCGUCACUCUGGACCACUUUGGGGAGGUGCCAGGUGACCCGGCCGAGCCGGUCAGGGCCGAGAGGUCCAGUGGCAGGUCUUUGUCCCCAGCGCCGAGGGCCGGGAGAAGCUCAUCUCGCUCCUGGCGCGCCAGUGGGAGGCUCUGUGUGGCCGCGAGCUGCCUGUGGAGCUCACGGGCUAGUCACCCGCCCCUGCCGUGCUCGGCCCCAUGCCGCUCAGGCGGGGAGAUGGGCUUUCUGUGUCCUUUUUACAGUGUUCUCAUCUCCCCUCUGGCACCUCCGCUCGUGUCCUCCCAGAGAAGGGGGAUGUGUCUGUGUCCAGUUGUUUCUUGUGCCGGGGUGAAAGCACAGCCUCGGGCUGCUCUCCUGCCGCCCGGUGUCCACGGGUCCGGUCUCCAGCAGUGUGUGUCUUCUGUGCGAGCUGCUGCUGACACGUGGCUCUGUGGGUCUGAUGAACUCUCCUUACACUUUUUCCCCAAAUGUCAAGUUCAGUCUUGUUGCUGUGGCUGCUAACCAAGCUGGUCUCGAAAUGCACAUUGGAAGUUUCCAGUCUGCAGCUUUCCAAAGUUAGAGGCCUCUCCCAGUCCCGACACGGGAGAGCCCCGCGGGGUGUUGAGUCCCCCGGGCCUUGGAGCUGAGAUAGAGGGGCCAGGGGACCUAGAGCGCCAGAGCCCCUGCCAUUUCCUGUUGCCUCUUUUCUCUAUUCCAAUAAAAAAAAAAAAUUGACAGUGCGA
Messenger RNA from Erinaceus europaeus (western European hedgehog), 5387 nucleotides. It is a transcript of the gene NISCH, whose product is annotated as nischarin. The record is from RefSeq and is a predicted model, not a curated record. Gene Ontology annotation, cellular component: cytoplasm. Lineage: Eukaryota; Metazoa; Chordata; Mammalia; Eulipotyphla; Erinaceidae. Gene Ontology annotation, molecular function: phosphatidylinositol binding; integrin binding; protein kinase binding.